CAGGAAUCGCGUAUGCUAAGCAGGGGACAGCACAUUCAUGGUGAGACGUGUCAUCCCCCACCAUCAUCAGUAGCUCUACAAAUUUGUCUCGCGGGACAUCGCGUUUGGUUCCUAUGGCUCUGCUUUCAGAAGCCUUAAUUUUGGCUUACGUAUUGCCCAUCCUGACGGUAUGUUCAUCAUUGGGAGUUGCUUUUAUGGAAGACGAAGAAGAUCGCAGCUUUGAUGGAACCCCUUCAAUAUCUCGCGAAAAGUCGGACGACAAUUUGUGUCCCAGUGGCUCAGUGUGCACACCGAUUAAAAGCUGUACAUUGUUGCAAGAUCUCAUGGAACAAAGUUGUCUUGCGUCUGAAAAAUUGGGGGAUCUGACAUGUGGCUACCGGGGAAAUGAAAUUCUAGUAUGCUGUCCACAAGGAGGUUUUGAGAGUCCUUUUACAUAUCAUCACAGCAGUUCUCAAGGAUCGUCACCAUCAGGAAAGAAGACAGUCUGUGGUCAGCCCUUGUUUAACAGCAUAAAACGGGGAGGAACUGGUGGUCUAGGAUCACAUCCGUGGGUUGCACGAAUUGGAUAUAUCAAUAUGAAGACAGGCCACAUGAGUUAUCCUUGCUGUGGAUCCAUUAUCUCUGAUAAAACUGUUUUAACAGCAGCUCAUUGUGCCCUUGCCAAUACAGAUAAACACAAGCUGUCAUCUGUACGAGUUGGCGAGUAUGAUGGCAAGGGGGACCCAGACUGUACUAAAUCUUUUUGUGCUCAUCCUGUUCAAGACAUUGCUGUCAGUCAUGUAAUUGUCCACCCAGGCUUUGAACGAAAGAUAUUCAAACAUGAUGUAGCUUUGCUGGUACUUAAAAUACCCAUGAAUUUCUCAGUGGCUGCCUUACCUAUCUGCCUCCUAGAAAACCCCAAUGUUCCUUUGGUUGGUCGUAGAGCUUCACUUGUGGGUUGGGGUAAGACGUCAGGACAAGAAGUACUACCAAGCCGUGAGCAGUUACUGGAAUUACCAAUAGUACCACUUGAUCAGUGCACCAAGGUUUACGGUCAAGUGGCGUCAGUUACACAGAACCAAAUAUGUGUGGGUGGUGAAGCUGGGAAAGAUGCUUGUUCUGGAUUUGGAGGAGCACCUCUCAUACUGCUUGACCACUACACACGUAGCAGGUAUUACCAGGUGGGAAUUACAUCAUUUGGUUCUGACAAAUGUGGAACUCAAGGUGUACCUAGUGUACAUUCCAGUGUACAUCGUUAUGCUGAAUGGAUACGUAGCAACAUGGUAUAGACAUCAUGUCCACUAAGAGUUUUGUGGUUAUAUUCCAUUAUUUAUUUCAGACCCUUUCAUUUACAUAAGAAAGAGUAUUUUUAUUGAUCCAGCUAUAACUAGAAAUGGAUUAUAGAAAUUUGUAUAAUAAUGAAAUUGGAAUAUAAACAAUGUCAGAAAGGUUUAGUGCGUGAAGAAUGAAUUAAAAAUACACAGUAGAAAACCAAGAUCAGCAAGCUCACUAAAGGUAUACUACAGUGAAAUAUUCUUACUAAAAUCAAGUACUGACAUCAUUUGUUUCUCCACUAAAGUCUCAUAUACAGAGUUAUGUAAUAGUGAGGUCAAAUACAUAUAUACUAUGUCAUUUAAUCACUAGUCUCAUAAAAUAUGUUUUUUCACAUGUACAUAAUUUUUUUGUUUUAUGCAUGUAAAUACUCAGUAAUAUUUCCCAGUUUGUGUCUUUAAUAUGGGCAAUGUCACUCCUAAGUGAGAUUUUAACUCCUUCAUUUUGUGUAUCAACUCUAUUCACUACUUAACAAAUAAUUUAGUUUCUUAUUGUGCAACAACCCUGGAUUUCUAAACUUGGACACCUCUUGAGCUUGAAUACAGACUCACUCAUUUCACAUUGCCACAAAGACUUAAUAGCUGCUAAUAGGCAUGUUUCCAGAGAUCAGAACACAACAGCAUUUCCUACUCGUUACUUGGUAGUUUUAUUAAAAGUCUAUGUUAUAUUCUGAUAAUUGAGUAGAUCUAGAAUCCACUUGUAUAUUACACUGCAACAAUUAUGUUACACAUAAUCAACAACUGGUCAGGUAAAGGUAUUUGUGGGAAGUAGUUGGUGAAAUAGACUAUGGAAAUCUGAAGGUGUACAGUCCCUCCUUGCUUUCUGGGAUGAUUCAUGUGAUAUUGAAUGGUAUCUCAACAUUAUACUGGUACACUGGCUUUUAAUCGUUUCCCCAAAUCUUUGUUGGCCUUUUCAUCAUGUAUAAUGUAUACAUUGUCUUCUGAAAAGAUGAUGUUCCACACAUUACUAGCAUAUGGAUCGUCCUGUCCCAGCUGUCAGUUGUUGAUGACUGUGUUCCCAUAGGGGCUCAAACACUCACCUCUCAUAUCUUCACUUGUGAUCCAACUGCUGCCAUCGCAGACUCUAACGUCAAGGCCUGGUUAAGGGAUUCUAGCCACUGCUCAUGAUGAGGUGCUGCUUCACUUCUAAGUCCUUCACUCCAUUGAAGGAUGCACGGGCUGACACAUUCUGGACGAAGUCCUCAGGUAACCCAACAAAGGUGACAUUUGCCAUCUGCUUGAUAGUUGCUGCCAAUUCUCAUAGGGGCAUUCCAGUUAGCUGGGUUCUGGCUUUGAAGUUAUACUGGAAGGAUGGUGCCAGCUUGUGGUCUCCAUAGUGGUCCUUCUUGUAUGUACUCUGGCUAGGCCAAUAUAUAGGAUAUUGGCAGCUUGGUCCUGCAGAAUGACAAGUAGAUGUAUGGCUUUCUCCAGGGCUGCCCAACAGAAUGAUUAACUAUGGCUUGAAACUGACUGUCAAGUGCUGUCGAGGACAUGGAUUCACCAAGGUUUGUUGACUUCAUUACAACAGUGAAGGCCCCUGUGUUUGCUCCACCUCAAUGCCUCAUUUUGGAUUCCACUGCUGCCAAUCACAUCUUGAGCUCCUGGCAUGUGGCUUCCAGGUCACAUUGAGUCACUUACUGUACUCAUCUCUUCCUUCAAAUCAUCUGCAUUGUAGUGCACUGAACUGAAAUCUGACUACUCAUGCACACACACUCACAAACUCACUCACUAGGUGAGUGACUCGAUAACUUAAAAACUGACUCGUCUGCCUGCAGUGACUAACUGAAAACUUCAUACUUGUUUGCUUGCUUUGCACUAAAUUGAAUUAAACUGGGUUCACAAAAGAGCUAUACAGUUACUGCUGUAGGCAUGUCAGUCUCUGGCAAGUUUCCAGUGAGUGAUGGCAAGAUUUUAGUGUACGGCUCCAGCUGAAAAGUUUCUCGGACAAUUCAAGUGGAGAGAGACGCAUGCUGACCAGGGGCACAGUUCCCUCUUCCUCAGUUCCCCCAGCAGUAGGAAUGAUCACCAACCACACUAUGGUAUCAUAAGCCAAAAUAUCGCAAUAUGUACCUUGUACUUAUUUAACAAUAUUUUCUCAUCAAACACAUUUCCAUAAUCAUCACUUUAUUACUAAGUUCUUCAUGGGUUCAUGACAUCAUCAUCAUCACAUUACCAAUAUCAGCAAACUGUAUCAAAGAACAUAUAUCAUCAGCAUUAUAUUACCAUCAGAAGAUGAAAUAUUAAAUAUAGAUAAUAACCUGCUCAAGUAGCUCUUAAUAACCAGAUUUAAUAUUUAUAAUACAAAAUGUGAAAUGCAGAGGUAUUUAAACUUGAUAUAUUCUUCACCAAACACUUGUUGGUCUCGCAUAGCACUGCAUUGAUCCUGACCCCUUGUUUGUAAUAUUGAUAUCAAAGGGUAGUAACAACUGGAGACUAAAACCGUGGGCCAAUAAUAAUUCAGUUGUACAAUUAGAAGAAGAAUGUUUUUUUAAAAAUCUUUUAAUUGAUCUGGUAAUGGAAAAUAAUGAAGAAAUUCUCCAGUGAAUGUACUUGUACAUGAUCAUUGUAAUCAUACAAAAUCUGGAUUAAUAAAAUAGAUAUCUUAAGCAUA
Molecule: messenger RNA, 3921 nt
Organism: Cryptotermes secundus
Lineage: Eukaryota; Metazoa; Arthropoda; Insecta; Blattodea; Kalotermitidae
Product: melanization protease 1-like
Exons: 8
Coding region: 114-1268 (384 amino acids)
Biological process (GO): proteolysis
Molecular function (GO): serine-type endopeptidase activity
Source: RefSeq, a predicted model, not a curated record